AUGACUACUACAAAUAAACCGGUCCUAUCUAUUAAAGAACAUCUACGUCUAUUUACGAAUUGGAUAAUGAAAAAAGUUAUUGAACGAGAUUUAGUUAAAAUGCUUUCAUGUCAGAUAACAAACAAUAAAUCACGUACUCAAACAGUUCUGGAAAUAACAAAACAUGAUAAAUUAUCUACUGAAACACUUAAAGAUAUUAUUUCUUCAUUUGAAAAUUUAUAUAUGGAACAAGAAUUCGAUUUUCUUAAAUCAAGUAUAAGCAUGUAUGCGAUUAUUCGAUUUAAUCGAGAAUUUGAUAUUCUUUCUUCUAUAACGCAAUUAGAUGAUCUAAAGUUAACAUCUCAACAAAGGAUAUUAAAAUCAAAUCUUUUAAUAGUUCAUAAUAAAUUAUUCAGAAAAGAUAUGUAUCUAUCCGAAGAAAAUUUAGAUAAUUUAUUUAUUAAUAAUAAAGAAUCCAGUAAAACAUUAAAAGAAUAUUUAAAAUUAAGAGACGAUGAAUUUACAUUUGAAAAUAUUCUUAAAAAGUUAUAUCAUCUUCAAAAAACUGACAUUAACUUUAAAUUUCUACAAUCUGUACCUGAAUUUUUCUUUGUCUACUAUGUUUUUCCUCACUAUAACUUACAAAAUGGUGCAUUCUAUUUGGAAGAAAAACAAAUGACAAAUAAUUCAUCUUCAACAACAACAACGGCUACAAUAACAACAGCAAGCUGCACUACAACUACAGGCACUUCUUCCUCUACGAGAACCACACCACGUCCAUCUAGCCGUAUUAAUUCACCAAUUAUAAAUUCUUCGAUAUCAGAUCGUCUUUCUCCAUCACCUUCUUCUUCUCAUCGACGUUCGACCUCUUUACCUACUGCUAAUCGCUUAUUAGUAUUAACACCAAGGCCUGAUCAUCAGACAACUAUUAAUACAAACGAUAACGAUUUUGAUCUCGAUAACGACGAUAAUGAUGAAGAAAUAAAUAAUGAAGAAGGGCAACAACAAAUUAAUGAAAUAAAUGAUAAUAAUAACUUAAAACAAAAACAAACAAUUUUAAAUAAUUAUAAUGUCGAUGAUGAUAAUGAUGAGGAAUUAGCUCAAUGUCUACAUCAAUUACGACACGAUAUGUACGGAGAUAUUCCCUUUACUGUUCGUCGUUCAUCUCCAUCUCGACCAUCUUCUACCAUUCAUCAAAAUUCUACUACUCAUCGAAUAUUAUCACAACGACAUCGACCUUCUACUUUAAUAUCAACAAAUACUGAUAGAAUCAAAACAUUUUCUUCUUCUUCAACAAAUACUGACCCGAUCGAUCCAUCACAUAUAAACCAAUUUGAAGAACUACAUUUAAAAUUUAAAUAUACUUCUUUAAAAUUAGAAUUGGACUGGAUUGAAAUGUCAACAAUAGAUACUGACAAAACAAAAUCCAAAUAUGUAACUUCAUGUCAACAAACACAAUUAUCUGGUACAUCAAAGAUAAUAUUUACAACUAAUACAAUUAGAAAUGAUAUCCCUCCAGAAACUAUAUUUAAAAAUGAAUUACAUAGAAAAAAACGAUACGAAAAUCAUCUAGCCAUACUAAAUCUACAUAAAGAACGUAAUUCUUAUCCUUCUGCACUAUCAUCUAUGCCACAACCUACAAUUGGAAACGACGAUAACGAUUUUAUAAAGGAAUGGAAUGAACUGUUAAAUGAUUCACGUCGUAAUUUAAUGAAUAAAACAAUAGAAUAUAUAGAAAAUAAUUUAAUUGAAAUUAAUGGUAAAAUAGAAUCAGUAAGAGACUUAAUU
This is a messenger RNA of Didymodactylos carnosus, 1767 nucleotides long. The record is from the annotation of a GenBank genome assembly. NCBI's taxonomy places the organism in Eukaryota, Metazoa, Rotifera, Eurotatoria, Philodinida, Philodinidae.